Messenger RNA from Diversispora eburnea, 441 nucleotides. The record is from the annotation of a GenBank genome assembly. Lineage: Eukaryota; Fungi; Glomeromycota; Glomeromycetes; Diversisporales; Diversisporaceae.
AUGGACACUGCCUUUUUUUUAGAAAGACGUCAAAAGUUGAUGUCCUCCACUGUACCUCAAUCACUUAUCACCUCAGAUGAUAGACAACGUUUCUCUUUUUAUAUUAGGAGUAGGAGUAGGAAUGAGAGCAGUAGUAGGAGUAGGAAUGAGAGCAGUAGUAGGAGUAGGAAUGAGAGCAGUAGUAGGAGAUGUAGUAGGAAUGAGAGCAUGAUAGUAGCCCUUGCUCUUGCUCUAGAAGCGGCAGUAUAUCUCGUUGCUCUUGCCAAUGCAUUACUUGCAGCAAUAGCAAUAGAAAGAGAGGUAGGAGUAGUUCUUGAUUUUACAGGAUUAAUUAUUAUCAUAUCGGAAACAGCAGCAGCAACGUUAUUGAUUGUUCUUCCGGCGGUAUUUUUUGUUGCUGUUCGUGUUCUUGUUUUAGAAGCAGCGGCUUUGGUAGUUUAA